AUGUUACAUCAUGCACCGCGCACCGUGCACGCAACCCUCCUCUCCUCGUUGCGACCCUCCCCACCCUCUCCUUCGCCAUUCCUUCCUCGCGCUCAACGGAUACACCCUCUCCGCGCCCGGACUGCAUCACCCCGAACUCACCUUCCUCUGUCUUCCCCGUCCUCCGCUCCACUCCACUCCACCAUCCCCAAACUCCUCCUUCCCCAUCCCACCCCAACCAUUCCACUCGCCUUGAGCACAAACCCCCUUUGCCUCCACCUGCCCCUUCGCAGUCCAUUCCCCUUCCCCAGCCACCUCUCUAACGUCACUACAAUGCAUCGCAUAACGGUGUAA
Molecule: messenger RNA, 333 nt
Organism: Bipolaris maydis ATCC 48331
Lineage: Eukaryota; Fungi; Ascomycota; Dothideomycetes; Pleosporales; Pleosporaceae
Source: RefSeq, a predicted model, not a curated record